CACCGCCGAGCCUGACCCGGGCGUCGCCAUCGACCCCGCGCCAGCCAAUGGAGCAGCCCGUCGCGCUGGACCGGAGCUCGUGGAUGCCGACCCAGCCGCCGCCGGUUUGACCUGCCGAAAAAAUAAGAAGGGGAGCGGAGGGGGUGGACUGGGAGAGGAGGGGAAGCAAGGAGCGAGUCCGCGAUGGGCGGGUGGGAGUGGUUCUGCUGCGGCCGAUCCAACGCCGGAAGCGCCGAGGUCCGGCUCCCCGAGCCGUUCCACCUGCCGGCGACCUUGCCCAAGUGGCCGCAAGGAGGGGAUUUCGCUAAGGGCACAAUCUGCAUAGGAGGGCUUGAUGUUGUGAAUAUUACCAAAUUCCGGAGUAUAUGGAGCUGCUCAGGAGCUUCAUUUUAUGAGCCAGAAGGAGUUCCUGAUGGUUUCCACUGCCUUGGGCACUAUGCCCAACAGAAUGACCGACCCCUACAGGGAUUUCUUCUUGUCGCAAGGGAAGCGGCUAGCCACCUACUGAUUAGUAGCAAGCCUGCCCUUGAGAAACCAUUAGAUUACUCCCUUGUUUGGACCAAUGCUGCCUUAAAUGAAGAUGACAACAGCGAAUGUGGUUGCGUCUGGUUGCCAUCUCCACCAAAUGGGUACAAAGCCCUUGGCUAUGUGGUUACUAAAGGACCCAAGAAGCCCUCGCUGGAAGCAGUUCGAUGUGUGCGAGAUGACCUAACAGACACGUGUGAAAAUUUCCACUCAAUUGUAAAUCUGGAAAAUGCAUGCCAAAUCUGGAAGACAAGGCCUUGCCACAGAGGGGUGAAAGGACAUGGUAUACCGGUCGGUACAUUCUCAUGUGAAACUGAUCCAACGGAAAGCGAGGAAUCAAUAAUUCCCUGCUUAAAAAACUUUGACUCGAAUUUGAAAGCCAUGCCUAAUUUGGAACAGAUCAAUGCUCUGAUCAAGCACUACGGCCCUACUGUUUUCUUCCAUCCACAAGAGACCUACUUACCAUCAUCAGUUUCUUGGUUCUUUGAAAAUGGAGCGACACUGCACAAGAAAGAUAUAAAAAUGGGAGAUGCAAUACUCCCUGGUGGCUCGAACCUGCCUGCUGGUGGGAUAAAUGAUGGUGAGUAUUGGAUCGAUCUCCCUGAUGAUGAUAGGAAUGAGUAUGUCAAAGUUGGCAAUCUGAAGAGUGCUGAGCUAUAUGUUCAUGUGAAGCCAGCUCAUGGAGGGACCUUCACUGACAUUGCAAUGUGGGUAUUCUGCCCAUUCAACGGGCCCGCAACGAUCAAGGUUGGAAUUGCAAGCUUUGCUCUACAGAAAGUUGGUAGGCAUAUUGGAGACUGGGAGCAUUUCACCCUCAGAGUGAGUAACUUCUCAGGUGAGCUGUCAUCUAUCUACUUCUCGCAGCAUAGCGGGGGUGAAUGGGUGGAUGCUUGCAAGUUGGAGUUCAUCUCAGGAAACAAAGCAAUUGUGUACUCGUCGAGGAAUGGACAUGCAAGCUAUGCCCACCCAGGCUGCUAUCUGAUGGGGUCUGAGAAGCUUGGUGUUGGAGUAAGAAACGAUGUGGCCCGAAGUGACUUUUCAGUUGAUUCAAGCACACAGUAUAAAAUCAUCUCUGCAGGACAUCUGGGAGACGCUGUUGUCGAACCAUGCUGGCUGCAGUACAUGAGGGAAUGGGGACCGACCAUCACAUACAACUCGCGUUCAGAGAUAGACACGGUUCUUAGCUUCCUACCGUUCUUCCUCCGGUUCACAGCGGAAGCAAUAUUUAACAGCCUUCCGGCGGAAUUGUACAAGGAGGAAGGUCCUACAGGACCUAAAGAGAAGAACAACUGGGAAGGCGACGAGAGGGGCUAGUCUUUGUGGCCUUCAUUAUUUAUCCCAGCUACCUUUAUCUGUACCUUAAAGAUGUAUUUGAUGAAAGAUUGCUGUGCUAUGAUAGGACAUUUUAGUUUGACAUAUUUUUAGGCCAAUGGUGGUACAGCUUGAGGAUACAGUGCGCUUGUCAGGUUAGAUACAUUGCACUGUUUAUCUAGCUCAACACAGUGUGUGACUGCCAAAUUGAGCCUUGUAUUGUACUGCUACUAUAUUUUAUAUUUGGCAAGAGCCACAAAUGUAGUUUGGAAUCAAUGAUCUUGUGAGUUCUUGUCUUCGAGUAAAA
Messenger RNA from Setaria italica (foxtail millet), 2143 nucleotides. RefSeq lists its product as uncharacterized. The transcript is spliced from 2 exons. NCBI's taxonomy places the organism in Eukaryota, Viridiplantae, Streptophyta, Magnoliopsida, Poales, Poaceae. The record is from RefSeq and is a predicted model, not a curated record. The coding region runs from base 184 to 1839 and encodes 551 amino acids.